Molecule: messenger RNA, 2781 nt
Organism: Laetiporus sulphureus 93-53
Lineage: Eukaryota; Fungi; Basidiomycota; Agaricomycetes; Polyporales; Laetiporaceae
Exons: 3
Coding region: 1-2781 (926 amino acids)
Biological process (GO): actin cytoskeleton organization
Molecular function (GO): actin binding
Source: RefSeq, a predicted model, not a curated record
AUGGCCGUUCUCGCGCCGCAGGACUGGCAUCCUCCUAGAGAUCACACCAUGGACGCCGCCCCUUCUGCGCCAUCAGCGACGACCACCACCACAACCGCCCCCGCAUCUGCUCCCAACCCCGCCGUCCCCCGCCAGCGAUCAUCCCCGCCCAAUGACCCCGGCCCCAACAUGGCCCAGCAGCAGCCUUACCCGUACCCGGUGCAGCAGCAGCAAGCCGGCUGGUCGUCCCCGCCGCCCCAGCAGUUCUACCCUGCCUUUUACCAAAAUCAGCAGGCCUACUCCAUCCACGCCCAACAGCAGAUGCACCCCCAGAACGCCUACUACGAUCCUGCCAACGCCCAGUUUGCCCAGUGGGCUUAUCAGCAGAUGAUGUACAACGCCCAGCAGCAGGCCCAUCAGAUGUCCCACGUCCCUCCGCACAUGGGCCAGUCGCCUUCUUCUGUCGGCUCUCAGCGGUCUCGCGGGUCCAACCCGCCCUCCGCCGACUAUUUUGCGCUCAAUCAGAUGCCGGGCUUCAGCCCCUUCCCCAGCGGCACCCCGCCUUCGCAUCCCGCGCAGCUGCCCCAGGGCUAUCUCGACCAGCAGCAGGGUCAGUACCAAGGCUUCCACCCGUAUCGCCGUCCCCCUCGCUCAGGUGGGAGCUCGCACGACGGCUCCUCGCAGGCCGGCGACUGGCGCGCCGGCCCCCAGCAGAUAGACUUCCAUCCCCCGUACGCCCGCUCCGAUGCCGCAGGUUCCUCGUCCUCUGUCAAUUCGGGCUCGAGUCAUCAAUCCGGCUCACAGCGUCCACGCACUAACAGCACGCAGGGCUCUCCUGCCGGUGGCAGCAGCAGCGGGGUUUCGAGUCAUAGUCACAACCAUAGUCAUCCCAAGCCUCCUCCCGGAAGCAGCAGCAACAGCAGCAACGGCCACGGUCGCGGUGGCAGCACUACUUCGGUGACCUCGCAGGGUUCGAACGCGCCCUCUCCGCGCAUGCACACUCGCACAGCGUCGAACUCAUCGUCCAACGCCUCUGCGCCAUCCUCGCGACCAUCUGGCGGUGCUGCCAGUGCAUCCCCGGCAGCAGCGGCAGUGGCGAACCUCCGCAAGCCAUCCCCGCUCUCGCAGGGCACCUUCACAGCCGCUGAGAAGCGUAUGUCGCGCGAUGACAGCGACCUCGCUGCCAUGCUCGAGCCGAUCCCCAACGCACCUGGCGUGCGUAGCGGCGGGCUCAAAGGUCGCCUUCGGCGCGCGCUCUCACUUGGCGCGAACGCGACCUUGCUUGAGGAAAAUGAAGAGGAGGACCACAAGGGCUCGCGCUCCGCCGUCGCAGGCAGCAGCUCCAAUGCAGCCGAUGAUGCGGAGUCGACGGCCACCGUGCAGAAGAAGAAGUCUCGCUCGCUGUUCAACUCGCGGCUAAACCGUUCGACGGACAACAUCUCUCUUUCAUCGACCAUGUCUUCUGCGUCCAUGGUCAUUCGCAAGCUUGGCUCGAUCGGCAAGCUCACGCGCCGGAAUUCACUCGCAGGUAUCACGUCACUAUUUAAGGACAAGAAGGACAAGGAGGAGGAGGACAGCAGCAGCGGCAAGAAGGGUAAGAAAAAGAAAGGUGAAAAAGCUUCUGUUGCGGAGGCGAGUGUGUCGCAUGCAACUGUUGAGCUUGAUCGCGCGGACUGGAGCGGAAAUGUCGACCUCGCUGGACUCAGUCCUGCUGCCCAACUGGCGCGACAACAUACGCUCAAGAGCAACGCAGAGGCGGCCGCCAAGGCCAAGGCAGAGCAGGAAGCUCGCGCUCUGGCUGCCGCCGCUGCUGCGCAAGAGCAAGAGCGCGCCGUGCCGCCCACGUGGGAGAAGAGUACCACCACCUCUCGACAUGGCGAGGUUGCUCCAAACAAGCUCGGCUUUGGCAAAAAGGUUAACGAGGAGGGCAUGCGUCUCGUCGUCGAGGAAGACUCGGAUAGCGCAAGCGAUGGCGGGCACGGCGUGGGCUACAAUAAUAACAGCAACAACACGGAGGGCUGGGAGGAUGACGAGGACUGGGGUGAGGCACAAGAGGAUGAGGACAUGACGAUCCGACAGGAUCUGGAUAACACGAAUCUCGAUGGCGCUGACGACAUGGAGCCGUGGGCAGUGAACGUGCGGCGGAGUAUCGAGAAGGCGCGCCGGCCAGCAAAGGGCAUCCUGAAAAUGCGCGCAGACGGGACGGGCUAUGAGCAGGACGCAUAUCUUCAGCCGAACUCUGGGUUCACGCGUGUGCGCUCAAAUUCGUACGACUCGGCACCCUCGCACCCUGCAGAGCUCGGGCCCCUGGCGCGCAUCCCUUCGCCUGACCCGGAUCACAUCGACGGCCUGCACAGACACACCAGUCCGCAUGGUUCGGUCAACGGACACUCGUCACCGGGCUUUAUUCCGCCGCUCUCGUUCGAAGGUAAUGGCCUCACGCUAGAGUCGCCGAAGGACUCGGACGCCAGCAGCGUGCACUCGGCGGUGCAUGAGAAGACCCUUUUCAGUCACCCCAACUCUUCGGCACCCGCACUUUCCACAUCGUUCUCGUCGCCGAACCCGCCGACAUUGUCCCAACGAUCAGCGACGGCACCCACGAAGCGAUUGGCGUUCGCGUCGAAUCUUUCCGUAUAUGAUACGUUCCCUUCAACUGUUUAUGACAGACGAAGCGAGCCUGCGACUUGGAGUCGGCUGACGCCUGCGCUGGCACAGCGGAUCAAGGAAGAGCUCAAUUCGUAUAAGAUGGAAGAAAUGGAAGUCCAUGCUGCUAGUCGGGUCCACACCCAAUUCUUUGUUUAG